GAAAGUACCUUUAAUUAGCAAUGACUUCAUCACAUAUUUCAAAUCCCUUAUCAAGGAAAUCAUAGAUUAUCGGCGGAAAAAUGACAUAAGGCAUUUUGAUAUUGUUCAUAUACUAAUGGAGGGAGAGGAUAAUGAUAAAUCGGAAGGAGGCGAAAGAUCAAAUCAAAGUGAUUCGUUGACCGAUGAUGAAAUAGUAGUGCAAUGCAUGAUCAUCUUAAUGGAUGGUCUGAUAAAGUCCUCCGUUGUAGCGACUGGCGCUGUUCUGGAAAUUGCAAAUAAUCCUGGAGUUCAAGCCAAACUACUUAAGGAAAUCGAUACAAUCAGUGGGAGAGUUAGUGAUAAGUCAAUAUCUUACGAUACCCUCAGGGAAAUGGACUAUCUAGAUAUGAUCAUCUAUGAAGCACUUCGAAAGUGGUCAGUAGAACACAUUCUCGACAGGAUAUGUACAAAACCAUACACCCUCUAUGACAAAACCACCGGGCAUUCGGUGAACCUCGAACCAGGCGAAACAAUAUGCAUACCGAUUGCUGCCUUCCAUCGAGAUCCAAACUAUUUUCCUGAUCCCGAGAGGUUCUACCCUGAGAGAUUCAGUGAAGAAAAACGGGGCUUCAUUCGACCGUAUACCUUCUUGCCUUUUGGUAUUGGGCCGAGAAAUUGCAUUGGUGCAAAGCUUGCUCUAAUGCAAAUGAAAGCAGCGAUGGUAAGUCUAUUUUCCGAGUUCACGGUUGAACCUUUAUCACCGAAAACUGCCAAGCUUGUGGCUGAUAGUACAGUUUUUUUUCUGCAACCAGAAAAUGGCCCCACUGUUCGUUUAAUCUGUAGAAAAACUAAGUAAAAUAAAAUUUAAUUUUGA
Messenger RNA from Hermetia illucens (black soldier fly), 853 nucleotides. Its product is annotated as cytochrome P450 9b2-like. The transcript is spliced from 2 exons. Lineage: Eukaryota; Metazoa; Arthropoda; Insecta; Diptera; Stratiomyidae. Gene Ontology annotation, molecular function: monooxygenase activity; oxidoreductase activity, acting on paired donors, with incorporation or reduction of molecular oxygen; heme binding. Bases 116 to 835 code for a protein of 239 amino acids. The record is from RefSeq and is a predicted model, not a curated record.